This is a messenger RNA of Olea europaea var. sylvestris, 761 nucleotides long. Its product is annotated as 30S ribosomal protein S17, chloroplastic-like. NCBI's taxonomy places the organism in Eukaryota, Viridiplantae, Streptophyta, Magnoliopsida, Lamiales, Oleaceae. Gene Ontology annotation, molecular function: structural constituent of ribosome. Gene Ontology annotation, cellular component: ribosome. The transcript has a single exon. Bases 121 to 591 code for a protein of 156 amino acids. Gene Ontology annotation, biological process: translation. The record is from RefSeq and is a predicted model, not a curated record.
ACUCCUACUUUAACAAAUUAGUUGGGCAAAAAAUUAAAUAGUUCAACUUUUUCACGGAAAUGAAGAGAGAAACUUUCUUCAUCAUCUCCUCCACUUAUCCAUAACCCUCCCUCAAAAAAAAUGUCUCUAACCUCUCCUCCAAUUCUCCAAUUCAAAUCUCUCUCCCUCUCAACGCCAUUUCUCCGUGGCGGUGCCUCGUCUAUCGUACGCCUCCCAAAGACCUUUUCCACCGCCACCCCUUCUCCGCUACCACCUACGCCUACAUUCCUCCCUGUUAUCAGAGCAAUGAAAUCCAUGCAAGGCAGGGUUACUUGUUCAUCCCACGACGAGACUGUGACUGUGCAAGUUGUACGGCUUGCUCCACACCCGAAGUACAAUCACCGCGUUAGGAUGAAGAAGAAGUACCAAGCUCACGAUCCAUUGAACAAGUUCAGUGUUGGGGAUGUUGUUCAGCUUGAAAAAAUCAGGCCCAUUAGCAAGCUCAAGACUUUCUUGGCUGUCUGGGUUCCCAGUCGAGGCGGGCCGAAGGCAAAAGACUCGGAAUCGCAGGAGUUGGGGCUUCCACUGGAGUCUCAGCAGCCUGAGAGUUGAAGAAAACAAUUGAGACAGUUGGUGUUUAAUUGUAAGUGGAAUCUUUAUUUUUGUUGGUGUUUAAUUGUAAGUGGAAUCUUUAUUUUUGUGUUCUUUAUCUUUUCAUUGUAAUGAAUGUUAUACUGAAGAUCUUUUUGUUAAUGUAAUGUAGGGAUAGUUUUAUGCUUCAA